This is a messenger RNA of Varanus komodoensis (Komodo dragon), 1941 nucleotides long. RefSeq names its product mitochondrial ribosomal protein S2 (gene MRPS2). Gene Ontology annotation, molecular function: structural constituent of ribosome. Gene Ontology annotation, cellular component: ribosome; mitochondrial small ribosomal subunit. The record is from RefSeq and is a predicted model, not a curated record. The transcript has 4 exons. Bases 29 to 841 code for a protein of 270 amino acids. Gene Ontology annotation, biological process: translation. Lineage: Eukaryota; Metazoa; Chordata; Lepidosauria; Squamata; Varanidae.
GCUCCGCCCCGGAUGAGCAGAGGACGGCAUGGCGGCGCCCCGGGUCCUACGGGCAGCAGCCACUGUCGGGGGCCACAGCUUUGCAGCUCUGGCGAGGCCGUCUACCAGCAUCCUGUGGCUUCAUAGAACACUUUCCAUCCCAGCUGCUACACCCCAGGAGGACUCCCAUGCAGGCAUCAGCAAAAGGAUACUUGAAGAGCCCCUGAAACAUGUGGAUUUCUUCAACGUGCGAGAACUCUUCUCUCUGCGGGAUCUCUUUGAUGCCCGAGUCCAUCUCGGGCACAAGAAAGGCUGUCGGCACAGGUUUAUGGAGCCGUACAUCUUCGGCUGCCGCCUUGACCAAGACAUCAUUGACCUCAACCAGACCGUGACCCACCUCCAAGCAGCGCUCAACUUCAUCGCUCACAUCGCCUACCGCAAAGGCAUCAUCCUCUUCAUCAGCCGCAACCGCCAGUUCUCCUAUCAGGUGGAAACCACCGCCAGGGAGUGUGGCGAGUAUGCCCACACGCGCUACUGGCAGGGGGGCUUGCUGACCAAUGCCUUCAUCCAGUAUGGGUUGGGGGUCCGACUGCCGGACCUCAUUAUCUUCACUCACACCCUCAACACGAUCUUCGAGUCCCACACAGCCAUCCGGGACGCAGCCAAGAUGAACAUCCCGACCGUGGGCGUGGUGGACACCAACUGCAACCCGUCCCUCGUCACCUACCCGAUCCCGGGGAACGACGACAGCCCGCCAGCCAUGGCGCUGUACCUCCGGCUCUUCAGGAUGACCAUCUUGCGAGCCAAAGACAAGAGGAGGCAAAUGGAGGUGCUGCAUGGACUGGGCGGCACAGCGGGUUAAACGGCCCCGCUUGAAAUCCCGCCCCGUGUCCUUCAGAGGCUCCGCAGCACAAGCUCACAUGGGUCCGUGUUGCGCGUCAUGCAAGUCAAAUUUGCUGAUCAGUACGUGAGAUGAGCCCUUCCCCAAACCAGUGCCCCCUGCACUUGUUGGACUACAAUCCCAGCAUUCUCUCAGUAACCGAGUCACUUGGAGGGCACCAGCCAAGGGCAAAGCUGCUGUAUUCCAUGAAAACCUUGACUCUACGUUCUGAUGCCUCUGGAAAGGCUAGAGCUUAGCCAGGGGUAUGACAAGGGCACAGGCCAGGUCCUCAGGCCCCUCAUGGGUGCACCAAUGGAAGUCUCAUUUUUUCUCAUUCUAAUUGCCAUGUAGGGGGCAGUUUUCAAGGGGAAAUGCAACUGGUGAAGGAAGUGUCUACAUCUCCCCUCCCCAAAGGUUGCAACACCCCCACAGAGCAAUGGAGUUUCCAUUGAUACCAAUGAAGAGAUUGGGAACAAAAAGAAUUGUCAGUUCCUGUAAUGCCCCUAGAUUUAUCCCAAGCGAGGAAGGCCCAGAAAAAUUGUGUCAGGACUUGUGCAUGCAAACUGGACCUCACGCUGGAGUACAAGGUUUCCAUCCUCUUUAUGACUGCAUGUCCCUUUUGCUCUGCUGGUCUUGACCUGUGUGGUGAUGGUUGAAUUCUGGAGGAGAUGCCGCCGGGCCAGGACACCUGUCAGCCCAGGCAGCAGAGCUGAUGGGUCAGGGAUUGCUGGAGUUGUAGCUAAAACACCCAGAAGGUGAAUGCAUGCGUCAAAGCUGUACGUUCCUGGCACAUCCUCUCUUGAUCAGUGCGGAGCUGGCACAAACCUUGAAAAAGUGAAUUACAGAAUGUGUUGUCUGGAGCAGCCUUUUGCCCGCAUUCGUGAUACACUCUAGAUAGCCCACACCUGGCUGGGAGACACAAGGUGUUGUAGUCAACACACAGUAAAGGGUUAUGCCAACUGACUUCUGCAAAUUUGUGACAGUUCUGUUACCUGUCCCCAAGCUUUGUAGGGGACAUGAAAACCAGUUCUGUUACCUGGUUUUUGCUUUCUGAAGGGCCAAUAAAAAGCAAUUGGUUUACA